Molecule: messenger RNA, 1094 nt
Organism: Raphanus sativus (radish)
Lineage: Eukaryota; Viridiplantae; Streptophyta; Magnoliopsida; Brassicales; Brassicaceae
Product: protein BPS1, chloroplastic-like
Exons: 1
Coding region: 1-1029 (342 amino acids)
Source: RefSeq, a predicted model, not a curated record
AUGGUCUUAAGCCGUAGAAACCCAUUGAAGGCUCUGUUACCAAAGAAGAACAAUGCAUGCAUAUCCCCACAUCUUCUCUCUCUACUGAAUAACUUCGAGACAAGUUUGACGGCAUCGAUUGCAGAACUUGUACCAAAGGAUGGUGAUUAUAUCACUGUUUCUUGGAUGAUUCAAGCAAUGCACUCUCUUUGUGAGACACACCAGAGUAUCUCGACACUCAUGACCACCGAUGUCGACCUUCGUCCUGUAUCCGAAAUGGAAGAAAGUAUGUACGCUGACAUCAGUUCGAAGCUGCUUGAACUCUGCGACGCCUUCACCUCGGAGCUGGCCCGGCUUAACCGUGGGAACAUGUUACUCAAGCUUGCUUUUAGUGAUCCUGAGGAUGUUUCUUUAUCGCAUCUCGACUGUUGGAGGCAGCACAUGGCUUCCAAGAACCCUAAAAUCGAAAACAGUGGUGAGGUUUUGAGUAGUCUUGUUGAAGACAUGGAUCGUAGUCAUCACCAUGGCCUCUACAAGAAGGUGAAUAAGAAGAAUACGAAAGAAUAUGAAGAAGAAAAAGUUCUCAUGCGAGCUCUAUAUGGUGUGAAGGUCAAGACUCUAUACAUAUUCAGCGUGUUUGCUGCAGCGUUUUCUGGUUCUUCCAAGAAUAUCUUGUUUAUAAACAUUCCAAAGGAGGUGGAGGAUGAGGACGAGGAGGAUGAUCAGGACGAGGUUCCAUGGGAACAAGCAUUCAUGGAACUUCAGAACAUGAUCAUGACAACGUUCUUAUCGAAGAGAUUCGUGGUUAUAAAAGAUGUUGUGGCUGUUGAAUCUGGUGUGGAGAUGGUUUACGCGGUGGUCCAAGAAGGCUCAGUUCCUAACUCGUUGAUGUUUGAGCCAUUGAUUCAAUCAGUGAUGGAACUUUCAGAAAGGCUUGAUCUUGUCUCCAAGGAAACAAGUUGCCUGUUCAAUACCGUGAUCGCUGCUCGAGACGAAUUGUUCGAGAGGCUUAGAACCAAAUACGAAGAUGAGCUAGCUGAGAGUAAUUAACAUUUCUACUGAUGAUUCUGUUAAGACUUGUUUUGUGAGGAGUGUGUUAUUUGUCUCAUGUUCAG